Molecule: messenger RNA, 1014 nt
Organism: Zophobas morio
Lineage: Eukaryota; Metazoa; Arthropoda; Insecta; Coleoptera; Tenebrionidae
Product: pancreatic lipase-related protein 2-like
Exons: 4
Coding region: 1-1014 (337 amino acids)
Biological process (GO): lipid catabolic process
Molecular function (GO): lipase activity
Source: RefSeq, a predicted model, not a curated record
AUGUGGUUUAAAAUCUCCUUGUUAGUGUGUUGUACUGGGAGAAUUAGUGGAGUGCUGUACCCCAUUAGGAACAAUUACCGGGCCGCCCUUGGCUUCACGCCGCCCGAAAACGAAGUGACUUUCCACUUGUACCACAGUAGCGACUUAUCAAAGGAUGACCAGCUUUUUAUUGGUGAUCUCGGCUCGAUCGAGAGCUCGCGGUUUAAUCCGGAUUUGCCUACGAAGAUCAUCAUACAUGGGUGGACCCACGGGAAGGACGUGCCGUGGAUGGUGGAAAUGAGGGAAGUUAUGGCGCGGACGAAUUUGUGGAACAUCGUAAUAGUGGAUUGGGCGCCCUUAUCUCAUGCCAUCUACACCGAAGCCCGCAUCCACACCGGCGUCGUCGGCAGACAGCUAACCCGUUUCUGCAUGUUCCUCGCAAAAUCAACCGGCAUCAACAUGUCGUCGGUUCACAUGAUAGGCCACAGCAUGGGAGCGCAAAUCGCCGCGUUCGCAGGACACAGGCUCCAGUACGACAUGAAUCAGACAAUCGACAGGAUAUCGGGGCUGGAUCCUGCGGCUCCGUUGUACGAAUGGCCGCACAUAGAGUCCCUGGAUGAGAUCCUUGAUCCGGGCGACGCGGCGUUCGUCGACGUUAUACACACGAACGGAAGACAUCUGGGGAUUAUUUUUCCGUCGGGACAUGUAGAUUACUAUCCGAACGGCGGACAGCAUCAGCCGGGGUGCGGAUUUUGGGUUUGCAGCCACUUGCGGUCAUGCGAUUUCUGGACUGCUUCCGUAAAGAAACCCGAUUUAUUCAAAGCAUACCCGUUCCAAGCCUGGGAUGAAUAUUUAGCAGGAAACACAAAUGGACUGAUCUCAGUGCCAAUGGGAAUUGCAGCCAAUUCGAACAUUCCUUACGGCGCGUAUUUUUUGCAAACCACCGACGAGGAGCGGCUCUUUCUCAACACCACGACCACGAUAUUCGACAGCUUCCCCAACAGAAAACGACGUCACAAACAAGACCACUUGUAA